UACGUCAGGGUACCUAGCUUUUGCACAACAACAUGCACAAACCAAACCGAUCAUGAAUGUAAUGACAUCGGAUUGACGGAGUAAUAUUUUGUCGGUGCAUUAAUUUAUUGAGAUAUCAUGGCAUCAUCAUUCAUUGAAGAAGAGCUUGCAGAGGUAAAGAGGAGGUGUCUGGAAGAGAUCAGAGGGUCUGAACUCAUCGCCUGCCAUGCAGUGUCUGUCAGAGUCAAGAUGACGAGGACUAAGUUUAAACAGUUGGAUGCCUGCCUGCAGUUCUCCGACGGCUACCCAGACACUGCCAUCGUGGUGGAGAUCAAAAGCAAGACGAUUCCUGAGAAGCUUCGAGAGGGUUUAGUCAGGAUAUGCGACAAUGAAGCUAAGAAACUACUCGGCAAACAACAGGUGAUGCCAAUGUUGAAAUUCAUUCGCCAGUUCAUCGAUGAUAACCCCUUCACACCUUGUAGCGAGGAGCUCGCGUUCAUCAAGAAGGAACUGGUGGAGGCACAAGACACGUUCAAAACGAAACAGAAAGCUGGAGUCAUCGUCUACACGAUACGGAAAUUAGAGUACUUCUUGAAGGUCAAGUUGACUGUGCCUGACAAUUAUCCUGAAGAACAAGUCCAAAUUGGAGACAUCGAGCAUAAUUUCCCUGAGAUGUUCUCCAAGAUGUUCUCCUCACAAGCUGUGGAGAUCGCCAGGCAGAGUGUGACGCCACCACUCAAAAAGAACCCUAAAGACCCGCCCUUUGAGGUUAAGCCAUCCCUUCGACCUGUUUGUGAGUUUCUUGUCCGAGAGUGUGUACGCAAAUAUCCAGCAGAGCUCUGUCACUUAUGCCAGGACACAGCCUUCCCAAAGAGACCAGAGCAUGUAGUUAACGAUCCGACACACGGCAGACAUGUAGAAUGGAUGUACUGUGGUCACAUAUUCCACCAUGGUUGUGUAGAUGAGUACAUGAAGACACCACCUUUCACAGGGGGCAAGAAAUGUCCCAAGUGCGCCAAGAGACUGUACCACAACAAAUGGAACGUGACCCCUAAGCUUGCCGAGGAGAGGUGGGCUCACCACCAAGCCCGACAACGAGAGCUGGAGGAAGUGACAGACUUUCUACAGUAGGACACAUCCGUAGUAACCGAAAUCUAUUUAAAAUGGCCAUCCCCUCUGGUCAUGAGCGGCAAGAUCACGGAUGCAGUUCUCUUUCUAGAUAAAAGCAGCUGUCGACCCACCUGUCAGACAGGACCCCCUUCUCUCGGUAAAAUGUCUCCUGCUUUGAAAUCAGAUGCCAGGCAACAUGUUAAAAGGGAAUCCGAAUGUAGCGAGCUGGAAGACGUGAGAUGGCAGAACAAGUAAAACCAGAAAAGCUCCACUAUUUGGACAUCCUCCAGUUGCCAGCAAGCAGUAGAACGCCAACCACAGUGUGUGCACUAGACCCAGCUGCAAGCUACAUGUGAGCAACUUGCCCCUUGGUCAAAGAUUCUGCAAGAUGGACUUCCACACACUGUGCAACGCUCAGGCUGGGAAGGCAUGUUAGUGCAUAAGACAAGAUCAGCACAUGCAGCGUGCCGAAGCUGAUCUUGGUGAGAUGCAGUGCACUCGUGGUAUCAAAUUCUUUACUGACUGCAAAUCAUGCAGCAUGGUAUCUUGUGAAGACGGACAAGACAGUUGUAGGAUUCCAUCCGAUAUGGGUACUAUGAUCGAGUGGAAGCUGGUUUCCAUUAUUAGCAAUAUUCCCCUUUCUGGCCGGUAAUGGCUGGCUCAAACCCCAGCCAUUUUGGUCAAACCGUACAAAGCUAUAAUCUUAAUCAUGUUCAAUGCAGCAAGAUUGUAUGUAAUUUUAUUUGCAUCAGAUUGAUCUUAGAUUUAUCAGAUACCUCCCAGUUCCUCAAAACAGUUGUUCCGCACCCCAACUUUUAUUACAAAAAAGUACUUGACAAGUAUGUGCCGAUCAGGCAUUUAGUGAUCUGUAUGCUUUGCACUCAGUUGAACCUCAUUAACCACUUCCUGCUGGGGACUCCGGAAUCAGAGAUGUAUGGUUUAUAUGCGUGGCCAGGGUCUCUG
Molecule: messenger RNA, 2052 nt
Organism: Acanthaster planci (crown-of-thorns starfish)
Lineage: Eukaryota; Metazoa; Echinodermata; Asteroidea; Valvatida; Acanthasteridae
Molecular function (GO): metal ion binding
Source: RefSeq, a predicted model, not a curated record